Echinostoma caproni is the source of this 861-nucleotide messenger RNA. NCBI's taxonomy places the organism in Eukaryota, Metazoa, Platyhelminthes, Trematoda, Plagiorchiida, Echinostomatidae. The record is from the annotation of a GenBank genome assembly.
AUGCUGCAUACAACGGAUCCUCAUAAUUCAGUCCGUCUUUCUAGUGGACAUCAAUUUAACAUGGAAGUUGAACAAGCUCCUGCGACUGAAAGUGUAGAUGCAACUGUAUGCGUUAAAAUGGAAGAAGGCGAAGAAAUGUACUUGUCUGGUGAUUCGAUAUUCGGAGCUACGAUGCUAGAUGGUUCGGUUGUCCCGUGGAGUGAUGAUAACGGUAUGAGGAACAGUGAUAACCCAGGCUACUCACGCCAUAUGACAAUACACAGUGGGGUAACAUACAGCAUUGCCUGUUCCAGGGGUCGGACAACUCCACUUUCACCAGUAACUGUGAAUGUACUUAAGUCUAGUCCAUCUCCGGGCGCUUCCGAUCGCCAAGCAGAGACUACUCCCGGGGUUGAACCGAACUCUGGAAGCAUUAUUGACUCGACCGCUGGUCAAACACCCAUAACUGAAUUUCCCAUGUCAACAGAAGAUGAACAGUUUGAUACAAGUUUUGAUGCCAUGAUGAAUUCAAUCGAUAUAACAACAUUCCUUCCUGGCACAUUUUCAACUGCCGAGGACCAACUAGUCGUCGAUUCAAAUCCUCCCAAACUGUCAUCACCACCCGGGCUGGAUCCGAUCGAUGAGGAAUCUUUCGAUUUCCCACAGCUGAUUACUUACAGUAACUGCUCUGAGUGCGUUAAGGACGUUUGUGGUAUGCCCCACAAUCGCACCUCACGUCCCUCGUCCGCAUCUUCAUCGUCGUUCUCGGCAACCUCGUCCGCCACUCAUUCAGUCUAUGCCGUUUCGCCACUAACAGAUUUGGAUGCGCUGGACAAAUCAAGCCUGUUCAUGAUCAAACCGGAGUGGCCCAUUGUUGCUUAA